UCUCGUGGACAUUUACUUAUCAACAGCGUGGACACAAUAGAUAGACAGAGACGAGCUACAUUUGACUCUAUGCUCCAGAUCUUCGAUUUCUUCGAGUAGUAACGUCUGUUUGGGGGUUGCUCGUAAUUCAGAAACAGACGGAGGACUAUCAUAACAACAACACCGGCGCGCAGCACAACAGCUCCCGGAGAAGCACGGGUUUGAUAUGAGAUGACGGCAGACUGCUUUGGCUGUUUGAAGUGGUGUCCCUGUGGGCUACUCAGUGCUGAAAGGACAGGAGCAGAACCCGACAGUUACAGAUAGACCGGUCUUUGGCUUCAGAUCAUCUGUUGUGCUCAGCGGCCUCCUGGUUGUCCAUCAGGAUGGUGCAUUCAGCGUCACUCUGCGCCUGUCUGUCUCUUCUGACUGUCCUCAGCUGUCAUUCUCAUGUGCUCCCCCGACUCUCUUUUCCAAUGGGUAGUCCAGGACGUUCCCUCAAUAUCUUCACAAACCCUGAUGUGUACAACACCACCACGCUGUUGCUUAGCAACGAUGAGGGCACUUUAUUCAUCGGAGCUCGUGAUUCCGUUCUUUCAAUCGAUGUCAGUCAGACUGAUGCGAUGGCCAUGAAGGAGAAGCUGGACUGGUCUCCGUCAGAAAAAGAUCUUGCUGACUGUGCCAUGAAAGGCAAAAUGAAGAUGGAUUGUCAUAACUUCGUGAGGGUUUUGCAAGUGCUGAACUCCACCCAUAUGUACGCCUGUGGAACGUUUGCCUUCAGCCCCCGCUGCAUCUACAUCAAUUCAAAGACAUUUUCCAUGGCUACAGGCCCCAGCGGUAAGCCAGAAGAAGGCAGAGGCCGCUGUCCUUAUGACCCGUACCAGAAGAGCACCGCCAUAACCUGUGGCCUCCAUAAUGCGUCGGACAACGCUCUGCGCUUUGUUAAGGACAACUUCCUGACUGAUAAAAGUGUUCGACCGGUCAUUCAGGGCCUGACACUGGUGUCACCUGAUAAGAGCUACAGCAACAUCGCAGUUCAGCGAGUCCGUGGAGCACGCGGCAGAGAUUACACUCUGCUUUACCUGCUCACGGAGUCGGGCUUCCUGCACAAAGCUGUGCUCUUGGAGAACGGAGCUCACAUCAUUGAGGAGAUCCAAGUGUUUCAUCAGCCUCAGCCGGUCAAAAACCUCCUUCUGUCAGUCUCAAAGGGUGCAGUGCUGAUAGGCUCUUCAGAAGGAGUCGUUUCCGUGCCCAUGUCCAACUGUUCAUACUACUUGAGCUGUGCUGAGUGUGUUUUAGCCAGAGACCCCUUCUGUGGCUGGGACCCUGUGAUGAAGCUCUGCACAGACAUACACAGUCACGACCAUCUUGUCCAGGAUGUAGAUGAGGGGAAUGUGUCAGCGCAGUGUACGUAUGUGACCCCCAGGUCACGCUCCGGCCAGUCCCGAACCCCUUCAAGUGAAGUGGUGUCUGUGUCUCUAAACGAAGUAGUGGACCUGCAGUGUCCGGGAGCGUCACACCUCGCCAAACGCCACUGGGAGCGUCUCAACACCCAGCUGUCGCCCAAAAUCUACAUUCAGUCAGACGACGGCGGCCUCAGCUUUGUGGCGACCCCGUCCACCCUGGGACACUACCUGUGCCAGGCUGUGGAGAACGGCUACAGCCAAACACUGGUCGUCUACCACGUCAAACAGAAGAGCAGCCCCACCAUCCUCCCAGCCACCCCGAACCGCCCACACAGCACCCCGUCCACCGAGGCGGGAAUUAAAACCCCCGUCUCCACUACCAGACUCAUAACACCUGAACAAACAGAGCCGAGGCCUAAACCAGACGAAGUGCAUCCUACAGUCACACUCAAAGACUCGCCGGCGGCCACCACUCGCAAAAGCAGGAACUUUACUCCCAAGCUUGGCACAGAAAAGGAAGACUCCCGAAUGACCGAGCCUGGUGAAAACCUCCAGCAAGCGGAAAAGCCCAGCUACUUUCAGGAGCUUGUAGUGGUGUCCGUUCUGUUAGCUCUGUGCGUCAGCGCCUUGCUAACCAUCGCUCUUAACAGAUUCAGGCAUCUUUGUCGUAGCAGGACGGUCCCGCAAACUCCUUCCUCUCGCAGGGACGCCGAGAAGGGCGGAAGUGCGACGCCCCAGGAGAGAGAGUCUCUCAGAGGAAACUCGCCUCGUUUGGAAAAGCGGAACGGACAAGCUCCUAACAGACAGUCCCACAAUGGUCAGGCACAUAACGGCAAAUCUCCCAUCACACUGAGCAACAGCAUGCUGAACAACUCAAACGGUCACCUGCCCAACACACCCAUCUGAUGCACUCCUCUAGUUUUCUGGGUUCACGAUAAACCUCUUUUCUGAGCCAAACGGGGCUUCUGCUGUAUCGAGCCCUGUCGCUGAACCACUUUGCUUUCCGAGAGGAAAAAAACUGGUAAAAACGGCACACCGGACCUUUUUUUUUGAGCUGUAAGACUCAAAGAUCUUCAACUCUAGGUACUACAGUAGUGUACAUUUUUCAGUUUGUUCAUAUUUAUGCUGUAAUUUAUGUGACGACUGUUUGUUUCAGUCUAAAGUGUAUCAGAUUUUAUGCCUCUCUAAAAUCACAUAUAAACGUAGAUGGUCAGUUUAAGAUUUUCAUUGAUCUCUUCAACCUUUUUAAUUGACAUCAGAAGCUGUUCAGUCAGCUCAGUUUAAAAUACACUUUUUAAAUAAUUUUAUAUUACAUAUUUUGAUGAACCUUAAAAGUAAAAUGUAAUAAAGUUUCCUAAGAGAGGCAGCUGAUCAUCUGCUAAUUUCAACUUCAAAGACUUGCUUGAAUUUUCAUAUUUUCCAUUCUGAUCAAAUGUUCAGUUUCCUGUACUCUGUCUGCAUUGUUCAGAGUUGCUAUAUCGCACAUCUUUUUUUAGUCUUUGCCUUUGUUCCUUGUUCUUAUCUAUUUCCAAUUUUUGAAUGUUAAAUACGAGGUAUGUCUGUUUAACUUGAUUUUUUUCCCCCUUUCAGUUCACCCAAAAAUUGCAAUUUUGU
Sinocyclocheilus grahami is the source of this 2996-nucleotide messenger RNA. RefSeq names its product semaphorin-4A-like. Gene Ontology annotation, biological process: axon guidance; positive regulation of cell migration; negative chemotaxis. The record is from RefSeq and is a predicted model, not a curated record. NCBI's taxonomy places the organism in Eukaryota, Metazoa, Chordata, Actinopteri, Cypriniformes, Cyprinidae. Bases 363 to 2288 code for a protein of 641 amino acids. The transcript has 11 exons. Gene Ontology annotation, molecular function: chemorepellent activity; semaphorin receptor binding. Gene Ontology annotation, cellular component: plasma membrane.